AUGUUGAAAAGCAAGAAUUUGUCGGCCCUGCUUUCACAGUCAUUGACCACGUUGCCGGAAGAGCCCCCGUUAUCGACCUACGGUACCACAUCGAACCCUCCACCCGCCAUCUUCUCCUCCCUCUUGGGCUCUGCUCUCGGUCGAGAAAUUGCCGCCUCGCAUAUCAAUCCUAACGCCAAGUACCUGGCCCACUACCAGGGCCUGGACUCGGACCAAAUUGCAUCAACAGAACAGCAGUGGCUCAACAGCGUGUGUUCGGGCGAGUCCAAGAAAAAAGUGCAUGUCAUUCUCGCCGCCCAGACUUUUUCCGAGUACCUGAGGGGCUGCACCAAGGCGCUGGACGGCUCCAAACCCAAAUGGGUCACCAUAGAGACCAAUGACGCGGUGUUUCUGGUGCGACAGAUCGGAGGAGAGGAAGGACUGUUGCUGGUCACCGUGGCAACGAGAGGCACGCCCCUAGGACUGCUGUUUACAAAGACCGAUGGAGUUUAUUCAGAGCUGGAAAAGGGUCUUGAAGGGUACAAGGUGGCGUAA
This is a messenger RNA of Yarrowia lipolytica CLIB122, 534 nucleotides long. RefSeq lists its product as uncharacterized. Gene Ontology annotation, biological process: signal transduction. Gene Ontology annotation, cellular component: Ragulator complex. The record is from RefSeq and is a predicted model, not a curated record. NCBI's taxonomy places the organism in Eukaryota, Fungi, Ascomycota, Dipodascomycetes, Dipodascales.